This is a messenger RNA of Lates calcarifer (barramundi perch), 11517 nucleotides long. RefSeq names its product low density lipoprotein receptor-related protein 8, apolipoprotein e receptor (gene lrp8). The record is from RefSeq and is a predicted model, not a curated record. The transcript is spliced from 18 exons. Bases 166 to 3192 code for a protein of 1008 amino acids. Gene Ontology annotation, molecular function: calcium ion binding; protein binding. Lineage: Eukaryota; Metazoa; Chordata; Actinopteri; Centropomidae.
GAGAGGGGGAGAAAGACGCGAGCGAGGCUGAGCAGCAGCACACUCUCUCACACACUCAGAGCAGAGGCAGUGAGAGGAGCACAGAGCGAGUGAGAGGCUGGGGAUCCUUCAGUGGUUUUUCACUUGCAUGAACACAUCCGUGUAUACCCCCCACAGGAUCUAAAGAUGUGGACAGAGGUCGGAAAGCUCGUGCUAUUACAUUUGUUACUCAUGGAGCUCCAUUGCGCUAAAGGAACUCAUACAGAGUCAGAGUGUGAAACCGGGCAGUUCCAGUGCAAGAACGGACGGUGCAUCCCGACCCUGUGGAGAUGUGACGAUGAUGAUGAUUGCUCAGACAGCAGCGACGAGGAGAACUGUCCAAAGAAGACAUGUGCGACCACAGACUUUGCCUGUAAGAACGGACAGUGUGUUCCUGCCAGGUGGCGCUGUGAUGGAGAGCCAGAGUGCGCAGACGGUUCAGAUGAGGCUGAUGCAAUCUGCAGCCGACAGACCUGUCCACCAGAGAAGUUUGAUUGCGGAGGGGCUGCCAGCAAAUGUGUUUCGUUGUCAUGGCGAUGCGAUGGAGAGAGGGACUGUGAGAACGGGGCAGACGAGGAGCAGUGCGCUGCAGAUGCCAAGGCCUGCCCUUCUAAAGAUUUCCAGUGCCGUAACGGGAAGUGUUUGGCUCCAAUCUUCGUGUGUGAUGGCGAUGAUGACUGUGGGGACGCCAGCGACGAGGGGAAGUGCUCAGCUCCCACCUGCGGCCAGCAUGAGUUCCGCUGCAAUGACUCAGAGUGCAUCCCCGCCCUGUGGAGCUGUGACGGGGACCCGGACUGCAAGGACAAGUCAGACGAGUCCAUGGAGCGCUGCAGCCGAAGGACGGAGCCCCAGAAACCUCGCUGUCCGGUGGGCGAGUUCCAGUGCGGGAGCGGCGAGUGCGUCCAUAUGAACUGGAAGUGUGAUGGAGACGCAGACUGCAAGGAUAAAUCUGAUGAGGCAAACUGUCCCGUACUUACAUGUCGGCCUGAUGAGUUCCAAUGUGGUGACGGCUCCUGUAUCCAUGGCACCAAACAGUGUAAUAAAGUUCAUGACUGUCCGGACUACAGCGAUGAGGCUGGCUGUGUCAAUGUUACAAAGUGUGAUGGACCUAGAAAGUUCCGCUGUAAGAAUGGGGAGUGUAUUGACAGCAGCAAGGUGUGUGACAACAUAAAAGACUGCAAGGACUGGUCUGAUGAACCCAUGAAGGAGUGUGGCCUGAAUGAGUGUGCAGAUAACAAUGGUGGCUGUUCCCACAUCUGCCGGGACCGGAGAAUUGGUUACGAGUGUGACUGUCCCUCUGGCUAUAAACUUCUGGACAAAAAGACUUGUGGAGACAUAGAUGAAUGUGAGAAUCCAGAUGCCUGCAGUCAGAUCUGCAUCAACUACAAAGGAGAUUAUAAGUGUGAAUGUUACGAAGGCUACGAGAUGGACCCUGCCUCUAAGACCUGCAAGGCUGUGGGAAAGAGUCCGUACCUGAUGUUCACCAACCGCCAUGAGAUCCGUCGGAUUGACCUGCUGAAGAGUGAAUACACACAAGUUGUUCCCACAUUGAAAAACGCUGUGGCUCUGGAUGUGGACGUUUCCACCAACAAGAUGUUCUGGUGUGAUUUAUAUCAUCAGAAAAUAUACAGUGCUUACAUCAACAAGGCCAGUGACUCAUCGCAGCAGGUGACGCUCAUCGACUCGCUCCACUCCCCUGAGGGCCUGGCAGUCGACUGGGUCCAUAAGAACAUUUACUGGACCGACUCAGGCAACAAGAGCAUCUCAGUUGCCACGGGAGAUGGCAGGAAGAGGAAGGUGCUGAUAGCCACUGAGCUGAGCGAGCCGCGGGCCAUUGCAGUGGAUCCACACCAAGGGUUUAUGUACUGGUCAGACUGGGGAGGUCAGGCCAAAAUUGAGAAGGCUGGGAUGAACGGAGUGGACCGACAAGUUUUGGUGUCCGAACACAUCGAGUGGCCCAAUGGAAUCACCCUGGACUUGUCCAACAGGCGUCUUUACUGGGUGGACUCCAAGCUGCACCUUCUGUCCAGUGUGGAUCUGAAUGGAGACAACCGCAAAGUGCUGCUGUCCUCCCAUCACCACCUGGGACACCCAUUUGCCCUCACCGUGUUUGAGGAUCGCAUAUAUUGGACAGACUUGGAGGAUGAAGCGAUUUACAGCGCCAACCGACUGACGGGACACGAUGUGGCAAAGGUUGCAGAGCACCUCAACAAUCCGCUAGACUUAGUGGUAUUUCAUGAACAGAGGCAGCCAAAGGCCCCUGACACCUGUAACAUGGGCAGUCUACCCAAUGGUGGCUGCGAGUACCUCUGUCUGAAGGCCCCUCAGAUCACAGACCACUCCCCCAAGUACACCUGUGCCUGUCCUGAUGGCAUGGAAUUGGGACCAGACAUGAGGCGCUGCGCUAUAGUUCGACCCAGAACAACCACAACAGCUGCUCCAACCACCACCACCACCACCACCACCACCACCACCACAGCUCCCACCACAACCACUACAACAAGCACUACAACAACUAGCACAACUGUUAGCACCACCACAACUCGUCCCACCACCACUAUGAGCACCACCAGCACCUCUGCUGCUACCACACUCAGGCCCACACCCAGACGCCUGACAACAACAGCUUCUCCCCCGAGAAGCACCUCCACCGAACAGCCUCGGACCCCGGCCGCCACAAGUACAGAGACAACCAGUUUCAGCAGCACAAGUCAGACAUCGACAUCCACGCGCACACCUCUGUUAGCCCCAGUGGCCCCCAACAGCAUUCAGAGAGAGAGCAAUGGAAAUCUCUCCCACAGAGCUGCAAGUGAUCACUACCUCAUAGGUAACAACAUCACAGUAGCCGUUCUGGGAAUAGUCAUUCCUAUCGUCCCUAUCCUUGCCACAGUGGUCAUUGGAUUGCUCUGCACCGGCGGAUACCUGGUUUGGCGCAACUGGCGGCGCAAGAACACCAAGAGCAUGAAUUUCGACAACCCCGUUUAUCGCAAGACCACGGAGGACGACGACGAUGAGAUCCACAUCGGCCGGCACAGCGAGUCCAUCGGUCACGUCUACCCAGCAGUGAGUGGCAGCCACAGUCAGCCAUUCAUAGCGCUUCCUCUAGGGGGAGGCAUCACAGACAGCAACUCUCACUGGUACUCAGGGGCGCCGAUGCUCUCCAGCGGCAAAUGAGAGAGGCCGCAGAGGAAAGGAGGGAGUUUGGAAUAUUUGAGAAAUGGGAGGAAUGCGCUGGGGUUUGGAAAAGCCCAAUUGUUGUACACGUAGGCCUGGUGGAAAGAAAGAACAGGCUUGCACACGCACACGUCCACACCUUCUCGCAUCAUUUUUGCAGCAAUCACUGAAACCACCAAUCACAUAAGCCCUUCGCCACAACACCAUGUUCACAUCAUUCACCUCCAUAGACCAUAAUCAUACAGUACAUACAUUUGUCAAUGCCACAUCCUGGCCGCCAACCUGCCACCCCAUUUAUUUGUACAUUGUGUUAGUUUUUCUAGUUGUUGAGGUGUUUGUCCUGUUACUGGGAGACAUGUCUUUUAAUAGGCCCCCAUGUUUCUUGACAAAACUCCCCACAUAGGCACAUAUUAUCUUUUGUUCACAGAAGCAGCUGAUGUGAAAGUUCUGAUUUUUUUCAACAUGGUCACUGAACAACAUAAAAUAUGUGCCGCAAGGUAGCAUGUUUGUCAAAGAGGAGUUUUGUGGAUGUUUCUUCGUUAUGUUUUCUGCUAAAAUGAAAACAAAGGACCACCCAGACAUUAGAGCGCCACUGAGGCUUAAAUAAUUACUGUUGUCUUGAUGCAGUGCAGUUCAUACAAAAGAUGGAUGCAUACAGUGGCAUCUGCUUAUUAGCAGAACACAAAUUAUUUAGUGUUGAGAAAGACAACUAGCUUUAUAGUCACAUUAGAAAAGUUGACUGAAAGAAGAGCAGAGUACAGGACCACAGCACUCUGCAAAUAAACUGGAUUUUCAGAGUGCACAAUAACAUCAUGACAUUCCUUUUAUGUGAAUUUUAGUUUGUCGUUACAGUAUAAGUAAGACAUGAAAGAUAAAAAGGGAGCACAAAUCAGAACCAAGUACAGGUCAAGAUGGAAUUUACCUCCUGUUCUGUUUUGUGUACAGCUGCAGAAACCAUGAAUCUCCACAUCAUGAGUUACAAACUACCUUGUUGAUUUCCCAUUGAUGUAAAUGCAUUUUUGAGAAUCACUUACAGAGCGCAAAGCUACAUUUUCCACAAGCUCGGGAGACAAUGCCGGCUGUGAUUUGCACUCAAAUGCACUUAAGUGUAGAGGGCAUGUUUCAUCAGGACACUUAUGACAUUUAUUGAAUAUAUUUGUUGCUUUAGGUAUCGCAGAGCAAGCAGGGAAGGGCAGCCAAAAAGGAUUAUGGAGUGGGGCGGGGGGUGGGGGGUAGAGUAGCGCUUUGAUCGGUUGGCAUGGUAACACAGAUUUCUUUGUGUUGCUCUGGAGAGAAAGGAGGCAAAGAAUUCUGGGUAUCACUGGCAUGAUGACAGGCUGACACACACACACACACACACACGCACAAAACAGGUGCACGACUGAGUCAUAUUAAGAUUCAAGGUCGCAGUAACAACCGCCCUCAGUGAAAGGCUGGAGAGAGAGAACUACUCUCUCUCUCUUGUCUCCACAUUUUAUUAUUUACUUCUGUACAAAUCUCUCUUUUAUUGUCUCUUCAUCUUUUUACUUAUUUUCCUCCUCUCCUCUCCUCUCCUCUCCUCUCCUCUCCUCUCGUGGCAGUGUGGCAACUCAGACAGCCAGGGAAAUCAGGUUGGCAUUAUGUGGGCCAGACAUUCGCAGCCGUAGGCAUGCAUCCUGCAUUCCUUGCAUAGAAAGAGCCAGAGAAGGAGGGAAUGAACAAGGGGGGGAAAUUGGAAAGAGGUAAAGAGGAAGGUCAGGAAAAGGAGGGAGAAGUGAGGGUUUCAAGGAUGAGAAAGACAGUAGAAAUAUAUGAGCCUGCCAUUUCUUUUCCUGGGUUCCACCUAGACUUGAAUCUGUCGCUUUCUUCAUGCCAGUCUGUUUUCUAUCACAAUUCUCUCUCUUCUUCUCUCGUUCAGCAGCCCACUGUAGUAACAGUCUUUUUAUCUGCUGUUUGCAGCGCGUGGCACUCAGUCUGGAGGAUGAUGGCUAUCCCUGAGGGGUGGGAUGCAGCCUGCCCUCCCCCAGUCCCCAUCCUGGCCCCUCCUCUCACCACAGCCUCUACACCACUACAAUGAGGCCAGUACAACGCAGAGGAGAAAGAGAAGGAGUCCUCAUUUUGCCUCCCCUUUUUAAGGAGCAGGGAUGAACAUGUACAUUUCAUAUACCCCCUUUCCUCUUCUACUUUCUCCACUGGAGUAACAAUACUACCACUACUAGCCACUAUACUACUUCCUUUAGUGCUAGUUAUCAGUUAGUAUCCUCUGCUCCACUCCUCUCUUCUCUCUGCCUCUUGUUAGUAGUAGUGGUGUAUUAAAAUGCUGCUUGAUGAUUUUGUUCAAACUAACCUCAUUCGGCUGUCUCAGUGCACAUUGUAAAUAGAAGGCUGCCUGGCCACCGUACAAGGGGAAAAAGCCAGCAUGCAUUUAUUUUUAAUUCCUCAUAUUUUGACUCUUUAUUUAUUUGUAUGUCUUGUGCUGUUGUAAAUAUGGAAUCAGCAUCUCUCGGCACACAGUACUGAAAGCAGAUUUGUUAAAGUUUACAAGGAUAUAAAGUCGUAGGCAAGGACGUUAUUUUUCUUCAUAAUUCCCUUUACAUCUUGAGUUGACAAGACAGAUUUUUUUCAAGAGGGGGAAUGUCAUCCUUUUUCACACUCAACCCCUCAGAUUCGCCCCUUGGCAUACUGUAUGUUGGGAGAGAAAAACUAAAUAUAGCCAAGGGGAAAGGAGACACAGAAAAAAACGAUGGGGUUGUCUCCAUGUUUGGAGGUGAUUUUGGGGUGAAAGAAUAAGGGAGGGUGCAUCUUUUUUUUUUUUUCUUUUGAGGGGAAUGGGAAGAUUUGUGCCACCAGAGGGUAGCGCCUCAAGGCAAAAAAGCAGCAGGGCAGAAAAGGCAAAGGAUUAUGGGUAAUCCCCUCUCCUGGUAUCAGAGGUAUGCAUUCAGUCGAUAAUGAACUUGGGAUUGUUUUAUCAUUUGUGUCGCAAUUUAGGAUUCAUGCAUUUGUUUCCUGAUUUUCUGUAACAUGGAGUAUUAAUACACAGAAAAUAUGUCAUUAUUUCAGAAAUUAAUGAGAGUGGACAGGCCUGUUGACUUUGUGACUUUAUGUGUUUUUCAGUUGUUUAGUGCCUUUACAUUUAAAAGCAUAGCUGCACAUGGUGUAUUGGAAUCCUGUUGAAAUGAAGUAUAAAAAAUGAAGUAUGAGAAAGCAAGGGUAACCAGGGCAUCAGAGAGGUUCUGCACAGCCACAUCAGUUUUAUUUUUGACUGCUGCUGUUUAAAAUGAAGAUUCAGUUGCAACCUCAUGUAGAAGAGGAGAACAUCAAAUAUGUAAUGGUCUCCUUAUAUAUCCUGACAGAGCAAGAAACAGGAAAAGGAAGAAGAUAAGAGCAAAGUGUGUUGCUUGUUUCUUAACUUAAACAUGAAGUUUUUGAGCUACUGCACAAACAUUAGUGUUUCAAAUUGAGCACCGUCUAAAUAUCAGUGCCAGUGUUUCAGUGACUACACACACCAUUGGUUUUUGGCGAUUCAGAGCCUGAUAACUGCCACAUCUUUCCUCCCCCUUUUUAACAAUGUAGCUGUGUGGUUGUUUGUUUUUUUGUUAGUUUUUUGGAUGAGAUGGUGUAGAAGAAAACACUUCUCUACUGUCACUGACUUUUCAGUGUGGUUGUGAGGAGUCCUGUUUUGUAUGAACAGAUGACUAAUAUGCGGAGGCUGACUGAGCCGAGCACUGAUUUGAUUUGAAAGCUGGAUAUGUGUAAACCAGCGUAAAGAGCUGAUCUUCCAUUUGCUUGCCACAGACAUGAUUCCAGCCCAUUGAAUCAGAUGGAAUUUAUGCCCAGUGAAUAUCGCAAUAAUUGCUCAUAAUGUGUUGUAAAAGUGACUUACUGGAAGCAGUUAUGACAGAAUAACAUCAUAGCUGUUAUACGUUGUCGUGGCAAAUUUUCUUCUCUUGAUGAUACUUAGUCUCAACAAAGAGCAUUGUGACUAUGUUAAGCACACUUACAAUGCAUUAAAUAUAAUAUGGAGCUGUUUUUCUAACCCUUGACAUACCACACUUCCACGUCUUCCAUUCUUAGAAUAAAAGAUUUGAACAGUUUUGAAUUUUGGCUGAGCAGGGCCAAGGAAUUCUUUGUUUGUCACAUCUUCUGUCUUUUCACAAGCCUGAAAUAUCACUGAAUAACAAGCAAAAAAAAGGUAUGUAAUGCAAACGUGAAUGUCUUCCAACAUAGGCUCAGUAUAGGCUCAGCAUAUGUACUCAUCCAGCUAGAUAGACAGCAUGUGCAUACAAACAAAAUUAUUCACAGUUCUCACUGUUUCUUGGAAAGGUGUUCUCAGUGUGGAUGCUUGGGUAACCACCAGGGAGGAAGAGAGACUGUAAAAACAGACAAAGACAAAGGAAGGCAGGAAAUGACUGCCAGGUUUUAGACUGUACACCAUAUGCGAAUAGGUUUGUACUUGGAAGAUGAAUGGUGGGUCAUUUAUUUUGCUGGGUAUCUGCUGAUGUUGUGCCACAGUGUUCUGACACCCGCUCCUCUCACCUCCCUCAGAAGGAUGGCACUCUCCUCCUCUCGGUUUAUGAUGCACAGUGGGCAAUUUGUAUCUUCUUGUAUGUGACAAGUGGCGUGCUAGACAGGUAAAUUGUAGUCCUCUUCAGUACGGCACUCCCCCUACGUCUAUCUAACAAAGGAGGAUUGAGCACAAGGGGGAGGCCAUCUCCCUUCAUCAUAACCUUGCACAGAUGAAGCAAAAUAAAAUGCAUUACAUGGUGGGAAGACUGUGACUCAGCUCAGCAUGAUCCUAGACUGGUUUGGUAGGCCCCUGCAGUAUUUAGUUUGCAGGCUGGAUUUAGAAUUACCAUGCAUGAAACAGUUUAAGUGGACACAGCUCCAUUUUGGUUUAAACUCUGGUCAUUUUUUUAUAUUAUCAGGGGGUAUUAUGGCUGUGAAUGCUCACAUUUUUUUUUUCAUAUAAACCUAUCCUGAAGGAAAGAUAAAGAUAAAUAUAUAAGGUGCCAAGAAAGAUUGCCCCGUCAGAUAUAUUUGUGAAUUUAGAAUUAAAUAAAUCACAGACCCACUGCUGGAUUGAACCUUAGGCUGAGUCAGCUCUUCACUCCACACUUUCCUUCAGGUCCAUGUUUGCUUCAGGUCUAAUGGAGUUCCAUCAUACUGAGGGGUUUGCAGUUAGGAGAAUAAAUUGCUUAUUUAUUGAGGUGACUGAGCGUGGCAUUGUAGAAAAGUUAUUAUUGCUACAGUGUGAAGACAGAUUGGCUGGUCCACUCUGUGGCCACCUUGAGAGCAGCAGACACUGAAGGACACCGAAAAAGUCAGGAAAGGGGAUUUCGUCAUUCAUAAUAUUUUAGGUAGUAAUUGUAGUGGUAGUAGAGGACAUGAUUUGACCGUAUGCUUUCUGAUGCACCUGCCACAUUGUUGUCAGUAUUUACAGCGAGCAUUUAGGUAUUAAUAAAUGCUUUAAUGUCAGCAUCAUCAUAAUUUUACUAUGGGUCAACCUCAUAAACAGCAGGCUGCAGUUAUAUAGAGCAGUUUGAGCACUCUGCCUCAUGCUGUAGAGGUCAUGUCUGAGUUUAUAUGCAUUCAAUUUAUGUUAUUCAGUUAUUGUACUACUGUGCUGUGUAGGUGUGUGUUUCUCAUUCCAGGUUAGUUAGGUUAGGGUUUUUUUUUUUCAGUCUUACAACCCAGUAGUAGCUGCUUUGAAGAGCCACGUGCUACAUGAAACAUGAUAUUUUGCACAAAGUUACUCAACAUUCAACCAGAAAUGUGCUGAGUGCAGAAGAUUUAACUUGUUGUAAUACACUGUGUGUGUGUGUGUGUGUGUGUGUGUGUGUGUGUGUGUGUGUGUGUGUGUGAGAGAGAGAGAGAGAAUUUAAGAGGUCAAGGCCCAGCUGCACCAGCAGUUCGGAAGUUCCAAUGUAGUGUAGUUUUAACCUAAGUGGGGAUUUACACAUCAUUAAUUUAAAACAGGGUAUAAGCUUGUUCUUAGGUAGAGAGUAGUUAUUACUAAAAAUUUACUCCCGCUAACAAGUGUAGCCAACUUACAAAGCUAAUCUUAGCUGGCUAUUAUCCAUUUAGGUUGAGGAAGAGGUAAAGAGAUGCGGCUGACACGUCUCACAAACACAACACAAAGUGUUGGUGCAACCCAGUCCCUGUUCUACAUCUAAACAUUCACUUUUCCUAGGAUGCAUUAAAUACACCUGCUCAAUCAACCAUUAUUUAGGCCUGUUCGUCUAAAUAUUUAACUCUCAAUUUAAACUAAUACAUGGACAAAAUAUUGGGAUAUUCCUAACAAAUCCUAAUCCAUAACAGGCAGUUUACUAUCACAAUAGGUUAAACUAAAUGAUGUCAAACCCUCCAUGACAGGGUUUAGUCUGGAAAAGAUGUUACAUGUUAUUAGCUGAUGAAAGUGAAUACUAACAGAUAACUGAUAACCCAUUAUCUAAUGUAAUUAUAUGCUGUAAUUAUAGUGUUCCUGAUUUGUGCUCCCUGUUUUUAACUAUCCUGUCGCUUGUCCUCUCUUUCCUCUGUGCACUCUUCUAAUCUCAGUCUUUUACUAAACAGAGUGUCUGACCCUUGCUGCUUUAAGCUCUAAGAUGCAGUGAUUGCUUUCAUCAACAUCACUCACAUCUCUCUACCGCUUCACUUCCUCAUGCACUGAAUGAAACUAAUGCCAGCUGCGAGGCUUCAGGUCUUUCUGUGUGUUGUUUAACUACUGAACUUUAGUUUAGAGAGCAAAGUCAGCAUUGUUUUCCCUGUGCACUCUCAUUCUCUUGCCCUCCCAUCUUCAUCUUAGUCAUCAACAUCUUUCCUUUGGCAAGGGCUAUCAGUCUUUGGGUAGACAGACACACACACUGGAGGAAUGGGGAAAAAACACUGUAGGAAAUAACCUGGAACCCCAAAAAUAGUAAGGAAACCCCCGGAGAUGAGAAAAAAACCCUUCCAAUUGCAAACCAGCGAACAGGCAAAUGAGCACGCUCAGCCAGGAGAGGCAGCCCCCCACCACCACCACCACCUCCGGCUACAGUUUCAGACCCCCACUGACUCCACUUGGCUGGCAUUUAGCUCUUGUUGACCCAGUGACUUUCCUUCACCAACUGGUUCCUCUUAUUAGCACGUGUUUUUUUUUUUGACUGUAAGUCUAUAAGUGAUCUGUUGUUGUUGCUCUCUCUUUCUCCUCUCCAUACCAUUCCCAGUUUCAUAUGUAAUCUUCUUGAUGUUUGAUUACUUGAAGGGCAGUGUUCAGUCGCCUACAUUUUUCUACCAGUCAGUGUAAAAUGAAGGUUCGGGAGGUGGAGGGGGAGGGAGGGAAAACGAUGAUGGGGGGGGAGCUGUGAAAUCUGUGUGAAUCUUUUUAUGGGUUGGAAUGAUGAUAUACAGGGAUAACAUUUUGAUAAAUAACAGUAUUGUCACAGAGUUUUACAUUUUACUUCAACAGUGAUUGAGGUUGGAGAAAAUCACCUCAAAUAUAAGAAACUAUUGGUUCUAAUUAUUGCAAAACUGUCUACCUGUACUUUGUCAAAAUGUUGCUGAUGUGUCAUUGCCUGCAAGGAAAUCUCAAAAACCAUUCGGGGCUCUGUCCAUUCCACAGCCAUACGACAGGCAUUUUUUUACGCUGUUUGUUGCACAAAACUUUUCAAGAAGCCUUCUGCACUGUGUAAAGAGAUAAUGUUCUUAGGAGGGGAGGAAAAAAUUGGGGGGAGGGGGGUGAUCCAAUGGUACAGUCCAAUGGUUUUGAAUCAUGACUUGUAAAUACGUUUUCAUACAGCAAAAACUUUUUGAUAAUGUUUUAAAUGUAUCUGUAAAAAAAGAUGUACAUAAACCUCUGGGGUAUAAAGGAGUGUAGACUAUAUAUGAAUUUAUUUGUACACAAGAGCACUGGAUUUCUUUACUACUUGAUUGUAACUAAAAAUUAAUAAUCUGCCAAAGUGUUUUUAUUUUACUUUUUCUCCUGUCUAUUCUGUUUGUUUUGUUUGUUUGUUUUGCUUUUUAACAGCAUUGCAGAAUUUUAGUGUUCAUACUGUAUUUAAUUCUGUUGAAUAGAUUUUGUUGUUGUGUGUUUUAAAAAAAAAGAGGGGUUAUCAUUUUAAUUUAUUGGUGCCUUGUUUUGUGCUCCUGUAUACUUUUAGUCUUUCUGUUUUUCUGUGUUCUGUGUCUGCGGGAGGGUGGGGGGUGGCAGGGUUAACUGGCGGGUCGGUGUGGGGGGGAGUUAAAAACUUAGCAACUUCUGUACUUACAUGGAAUAUCUGUACUGUAUGCCAAAAUGGUCUCACUCACGUUUCUAUGAAAUCAAGCUGUUGAUAAAUAUCUCUAUAUAUUGAUAUAUUAAAUUUAUAAAAA